AUGAUUAGAUCGACAAAGCCAAAAAAUGCACGUGCUAAACGUGCUCUAGAAAAGAAAGAGUCUAAGAUAGUGGAAAAUACGAAAACUGCACUCUUCAUUCCAGGAAAUUCCUCAAACCAAGCAUUGCAUGAUAUUACGGUUGACUUAGGUUCGAUGAAGAAACCAUACAUCAAACGUUUCACCAAAAAGAACAAUAUCUUACCAUUUGAAGAAGCCUCAAGUAUUGAAUUCUUAAGUGAAAAAAAUGAUGCAUCAAUAGUUGUGCUAUCUACCAACAAUAAGAAAAGACCAAACAAUUUAACCUUCAUCAGAACUUUUGAUUAUAAAGUAUAUGAUAUGAUUGAGUUACAAGUAUUAUCUGAUUUUAAACUUUUCAAGGACUUUAAGAAAAUGACUUUUCAGGUUGGUCUAAGACCUUUAUUUUCAUUCCAAGGUCAUAUUUUUGAUAUAAAUCCAACUUUCAUCCAUGUUAAAUCUUUGUUCUUGGAUAUGUUUCAUGGUGAGACUUCUAAUUUACAAGACGUUGCUGGGCUACAAUAUGUGAUCUCUGUAUCUGCCAUUGAGGAAGAUGAUAAUGACACGGCUAUCUCUAAAUUGCCAUUAGUCUACUUUAGAGUAUAUAAACUUAAAACUCUAAAAUCAAAUGAACCUAAAUUGGCAAGAAUUGAGCUAGAGGAAACCGGUCCAAGAAUUAAUUUUAAGAUUGGCAGAGUUCAUUCAGCUGAUCCUGAAAUGGAGAAGGAGGCAUUGAAAGUUCCAAAGCAACUGCAACCAAAAGAGAGAAAGAAUAUUCAAACGGACUCUAUGGGUGAUCAAGUUGCCAAAAUUCAUGUUGGUAAGCAGGAUUUGAGCAGAUUGCAAACAAGAAAGAUGAAGGGGUUGAAGAGUAGGUUUGAUCAGGAUGUUUCUGAUGAUGAUUUGGAAGAAGGUGAAAGUAAUGAAGAUUUUGCUGAUUCGGUAAGCGAUGAUGAUGAGCCUUCCCAAAAGAAAAGAAAAUUAUAG
Pichia kudriavzevii is the source of this 1002-nucleotide messenger RNA. RefSeq lists its product as uncharacterized. Lineage: Eukaryota; Fungi; Ascomycota; Pichiomycetes; Pichiales; Pichiaceae. Gene Ontology annotation, biological process: ribosomal large subunit assembly; maturation of LSU-rRNA from tricistronic rRNA transcript (SSU-rRNA, 5.8S rRNA, LSU-rRNA). Gene Ontology annotation, molecular function: rRNA binding. The coding region runs from base 1 to 1002 and encodes 333 amino acids. Gene Ontology annotation, cellular component: nucleolus. The transcript has a single exon. The record is from RefSeq and is a predicted model, not a curated record.